Molecule: messenger RNA, 1017 nt
Organism: Cetraspora pellucida
Lineage: Eukaryota; Fungi; Glomeromycota; Glomeromycetes; Diversisporales; Gigasporaceae
Source: the annotation of a GenBank genome assembly
AUGGGUGAUUAUCUAGUUGUUGGAGUUCAUUCUGACGCUGAGAUUGAAAAACACAAAGGACCAACUGUCAUGAGAGAGGACGAAAGAUAUGCGGCAGUUGCUGCUUGCAAAUGGGUUGACCAUGUUGUUCCAAACGCACCAUACUUUACAAGCCUCGAAGUAAUGGAUAGUUAUUCUUGCGACUUUUGUGUGCACGGUGAUGAUAUCACCACGCUCUGUGAUGGGACAGAUUGUUACCAAGCUGUAAAAGACGCUGGUCGUUACCGCGAAUGUAAACGUACACAGGGCAUUUCCACUACAGAACUUGUAGGGCGUAUGUUACUUAUGACGCGUGACCAUCACAAACGUAAAUCUUCUAUUGCGUCUGUCAAUAAUGAAGAUUUGAGCACCUUCAGUAGUAGUGCAUCUAAGCAAAGUCCCGAGACGAAAAUUUCACAUUUUUUGCCGACAUCGAAAAGGAUAGUACAGUUUUCUGAAGGUAAAGAACCGAACUCCGGAGACAAAGUUAUUUAUGUUGACGGUACCUUUGAUCUGUUCCACGUCGGACAUAUCGAAUUUUUAAAGAGAGCAAAGGCUCUAGGUGAUUAUCUCUUAGUCGGCGUUCAUGACGAUCAGACCGUUAAUGCUAUCAAAGGAUCAAACUAUCCAUUAAUGAACCUUCAUGAACGCGUAUUAAGUGUUCUAGCAUGUCGUUACGUUGAUGAGGUAAUAAUCGGUGCUCCAUACAGUGUUGAUGAUGAUGUAUUAUCCCAGGUUUACAGAGUAGACAUUGUUGCUCACGGAAACACUCCUUCAUUACCUGACAUUAAUAACAAAGAUCCAUAUGAGGUUCCUAAAAAAAAAGGAAUUUAUGUUGAAAUAGAAAACCCCUCCGCGGAACUGACUACUGCUGGCAUCAUUGAUAGGAUAAUUGAACAUCGUCUCAGGUUUGGAAUAAUGCAUGCUAGGAAAAAUGAAAAAGCCAAAUUGGAAGAAGAGAAAUUGAAAGGAGAUAAACUGAAUCAAAAUUUGACUUAA